CUGAUGAUGGCACGGACUAGGGGCGAGGGUGUGUCACCAGAUCAAAAAGACGCGGUGAGGCGAGACGAGCGAGUGGAGGGGCGUCGACAUUCUCUUGUCUGUUUGUCUCUUCUUUCACGCCUUGCACACUCAGGUUUGCAUUCUUCUCGGAGGCCUCCUUCGACUCGGCAGGUGGAAGGCGUCAUCGUGACCUCGCUGCUGGUACCAGACGACCUUCAUCCAGCCAAGCGACGCUAUCAUGCAGGGAGAAGCAGCAGGGUGCCCAUUGUGACAGCUCCCCGUCUCCCUUUCCCCACUCUUUGCGCACGAUGGUGUGCACUCCGUGACUGCGAGGUCGAUCACUAGUGGCACCUCGAUUUCACACUCCCUAACCCACUUAUUCACUCUUUCGCGGGGGAAGCCCCACCUCGGCCUUCUUUCAUCAAUGCUCACCUUCAUGAGGCGAGGCAGUAGGGGCAGAAAGGACGACAGCUCGCGGAUCUUCUCCCCGUUCGCGGGCUCGCCGGAGACCUCGCGGAAUCGCGUGGUGGGCCAGGCGGUAGAUGAGGACGGCCUGGACGAAGAUGACGGUGACGAUGAGGCCAUUGACCAGGACGAGGACGAGGACUACUUCGACCGACGUGGCAAUGGUGGCCGCUACGACGAGGAUGCUGGAGACGAAGAUGGCGAUGAGGACGCUGCCGAAGACGACGUCCAGACGCCGCUCCUCCCCAUCUUCUCCGCGGCACAUCUCGACAAACUGCCCUUGUACAACAUCACGCAUGCCAUUCGACUUUUGAUCGUGCCGAGAUGCGAAACGACGCUUUCGUGGGACCAGCUGCGCAGUCCGCAAGUCAGUCAGUUCCUCGUCAAGCCGAUUCAGAGCCAAAUCCGGACGAAUCACUUCAACCGAGCCACGCUAUGUGCCCUCAUUGCCAACUGCUUGCAGUUUCAAAAAGAGGCCCAGACGAACCCGGGCAACGUCGGCGUCUUGAGUACGAGAGCGCUGAUUGCCGAGUUGUUGGCGAUGCGGCUGAUCAAGGAAUUCACCACCCGCGAGCUGAUCGAUGCCUUGUCUUACGACUUUGAUCCCCUGCAGGGCAUGGCGUCUUCAACUAACGUCGAAAGCCAGCGUCCACCGCAGCAAGACCUACAGAGCCAACGAACGCAGGCCAAAGGUGCCCGCGUUAGUACCAUUGAGAUCGCCAUCCGAGCGCAGUCCAAGAGGUUCUUGUCCCAUCAGCUCGUCGUCCAGCACCUGGAAGCCAUCUGGGCCGGCACAAUCGUCUUUCACUCCCAGGCCGACAAUCUCCACCGCCGCGUGUCGGUCGGAGAAGAGCCGCAUAAUCGGGAGAGAGCCUACGGCACGACAGAGCAUAGUGCGCUCCCCGCCGAUGCCGUGCUCUCUCGCAAAUCGCAAGAAACACGGACAAGCAAGCGGCCUUCGGUGGACGUCAGGCUUGUCCGACGCUCAGUCACCUUGUACAACCCGCGAGAUGCCUCUUUCUUCAAGCUCAGCCGCCUUCGCGUGCCGCGCUAUCGACAAGUGUUUAGCACGAUUUCCUUUGCCAUUAUGCUCGGGCUCUUCCUUGCUGUCCUCAUUGAACGCAGUGUGACCAUCACCCCUCUGGAAGUCAUCUUCUGGUUCUGGUCGAUUGGGUACAUGCUAGAUGAAGUGGUGGGCUUCACAGAGCAGGGCUUCGGACUAUACAUUCUCAGCUUCUGGAAUGCCUUUGAUGCAGGCAUCUUGCUCCUCUUCGUCACUUACUACUGCCUGCGACUCUAUGGAAUCGUAUUGGCGGGAGAGGGCCAGAGACGCAUUGCCAAUUCGGCGUACGAUGUCCUUGCGUCUACGGCCGUCCUACUUUUCCCACGCCUAUUCAGUGUCCUGGACCACUACCGCUACUUUUCCCAGCUGCUUAUUGCGUUCCGCAUGAUGGCCCAGGAUCUGAUGGCCGUCCUCUUUCUCAUCAUCAUCUCCUGCUCUGGCUUCUUUGUUGCCUUCACCCUUUCAUUCGGAGAUGAGAAGGCUGGAGGCAGUGAUGUGGCCUUUGCAUUAUUCCAAAUCCUCAUGGGCUUCACACCCGCUGCAUGGGAUAGAUGGACCACGUACAACCUACUCGGCAAGACGCUCUUGGGUGCUUUCCUCAUCAUCGGCCACUUCGUCAUCGUCACCAUCCUCAUCACAGUCCUGACAAACAGCUUCAUGGCGAUUGUCAAGAAUGCACACGAGGAGCAUCAAUUCCUCUUCGCGAUCAACACUAUUUCCAUGGUCAAAUCGGAUGCGUUGUUCAGCUACAUCGCCCCGACGAACGUCUUUGGCUGGAUGCUUAGUCCCGUUCGAUUCGUCAUGCCCUUCCGCCAAUUCGUCAAACUCAACCGCACCGUCAUCAAAGUCUCGCACUUCCCCAUCCUCUUCGGAAUCUUUUGCUACGAAAGACUUAUCCUGUCGAAAGUUGCCUACGCACCUCUCGAACUCGUCGAGAAGCAGCCGACGAAACAACGGCAACCCAUUGCCUUCAGCGUGCAUCAUCAGCGCGACACAUUCAGUCCUACCCACCGCCUGCUCCGUGAGCCGUCCAUCAUCAGCUUCAACAAAGACCGCGCAUUGGACGAAGUCUUCCGCCAGCCCUUCCGCGGCAGCACCGUCCGCACCACUCCCCGCGAAAUGGGCGUCGAUCGGCAGAAGUCGCAGAACGUAGUGAGCAAGUGGAUCCAGGCGGCGGAGAUUGAGGGUGGUGCAAGUCCGCCUCUCGAGCAGCCUCGAAGCGUUGUCGAACGGCUGGAGAAUCGGAGGCCGCCUUUUCGUCGGGCUGCUACUGCUGAUCGUGCGGGUAGCUUGCUGGGUGGUCGGAGACGGGACUUUUCGUCCGAUCCGGAUAUCAUGUCUACCAUUGCCUCCCGGCGACCGUAUCGGAUUGAUGAGGAGGGUGAGGGAGCGGGUGGGCCGCUUAGUGAUGACAGACUGGUGCCAGAUACCGAAGCGGACGGUGAUGACGAUAACAAUCUCGAGUCGGAGGCCGCGGGCCCAGCUAUCGGAGAGAGCAUCUCCGUCUUCGACAAAGAAAACAGAACGCCGCUGCACGACUCCGACGACGAUGACGACGAAGCGUUCUACCACCCUUCCGGCGCCGGCAAAUCCGCAACCUUGCUCCGCACAAUGGACGCCCGCGCCCUGCAACCCAUCAUGCACAACCGCAAAAUCUCAACCGACACCGCCCUCUUCGCUCCUCCGCAAGCAGGCCCCUCCUCCUCCGCAGCAGCACAAAACAGCAGCACAAUCCGCCGCCUCCCCAACCCCCUCUCCACCCGCCCAGCAGCCCUCGCCGCCUUCGAUCCCAUCGACCUCCCCCCCACCGGCCGCCGCUCGCCCAAACUCAAACCCCGCCCGCCCAUGCCCGCGCGGCAGAAAACCGCACCGGCCGCCGGCCUCUCCUUCCUCGACAUCCCGCGCGCCAGCCGCCGGGACCCCUCCUUCAGCGCGCGCGCCCUCGACCUCGCGUCCGAAAUCGGGGAUAACAAAUUCGUCUCGUCAGGAGGCGGGGGGAUGCUAGACGUAGGCGGUGGCAUAUCCGGCUUCCCGAAUUCCUUUUCCGAGCAGAUUCUGCGGGCGAGCGAGCUCCGGCGACGAAGAGAGGAGGAGCGCAGGGAAGAGGAGAAGGGGCGCGUGAAUCGGAUUAUGUUGGCUCGCAUGCAGGGCCUUGAGGAGGGGUUCCGUGAGGUGUUGAAGGAGAUUAAGGUCUUGAGUAGUGUUUCUAUUCCUGUUUCGGCGGCGGGGAGUGAGGGGGGGACUACGGCUGUUAGGAGUCAGGGGAGGAGGGAGAUUGGAGAGGGGGUUGAGAGGGGGGAUGGUGGUGCGGGUGCGGGUGCUUCGCGGUCGGAGUAGGUGGGUUGUUCUUGCUUUGCUUUACGGUUUGGGGAUGGGAGGGUGUCGUGAGCGUUUUGAGCAUGCAUUGCGUUGCUUUGUUGGUUUUGGUAGUUUAGUUCGGUUUGUCUUACACGUAGAUUGUCAGAUGUCAUGAUCACGCUCU
Molecule: messenger RNA, 4010 nt
Organism: Neohortaea acidophila
Lineage: Eukaryota; Fungi; Ascomycota; Dothideomycetes; Mycosphaerellales; Teratosphaeriaceae
Exons: 2
Coding region: 425-3865 (1146 amino acids)
Source: RefSeq, a predicted model, not a curated record